Molecule: messenger RNA, 654 nt
Organism: Protopolystoma xenopodis
Lineage: Eukaryota; Metazoa; Platyhelminthes; Monogenea; Polystomatidea; Polystomatidae
Source: the annotation of a GenBank genome assembly
AUGGCCCCGGCCUCAAAUCCCUUUCUCAUUUGGUCGUCAAAGCCACACUCGCUGUUGGUACCAAUUGUGUGGCCAACCGAAAUCCCACCGCUUCUCUCCGGCCGCGUCACAGUCUAUAAUUGGGUUGAAAAUGCCAUCUCCACCUCCACAACCAGGUCAUGCGUAUCUGCACAAAAUGCAACCAAAAAUGCUGGAAGAUGUCAUGUUUUAGCUUUUGGUGGAAGGAGGCUUGUCUUGCCGUUGCCAUCGUUGCAGAGACGCAAGUUUGCUGAGUCCUCGGUUCGUGUCAUCCCACUUGACGGAGUUCGGUGGAGGGUUUUGUGCGGGAGGCAGACGGUGACAACAAGAAGGCACGAAUCCGUUUCAUUCGACUCUUCAUCCCAACUCAAAAGAUCCAACAAAUCAGAUUAUUGCGAGUUAUUGCUUCUCUUUCGCGCUAUUUCAGGCCUUCCUUGGCCACUUCACGGCUCGGGUGUUUCGGCAAUCAUGUCUUUUUAUCAUCUCAUUUGGCUCCUUCCAAAAGAAUGUUCCAUUUCAAGAGAUGUUUUCACACGAGUUCACUUAACCUCGCCUCCAAAUGCGUAUUCUCAUUUCACUUCGGACUGGACGACAAUUUGCUCUGCAGCCUUCCCAAUGCAAAUGGAAUCCGAUUAG